UUUUGCUUGUGUGGGACAUCUCUUCCCACAAACAUCUUUGUCAUUUUAAGGAUGAAAUAACAGAAAGACAGUCUGAUGCUGCUUCCAUACAGACGGCUGCCUUGACUUUAUCUGGAUAUACACAGAGAGGUAUUGUCUCCUUACAUAAAGAACAUAUGAUGGUAAACAGUGAGGUAAAUUUAGACUUCUGUGGAGGUGUAAGAGAUGUGACAUUCACAGAAGAAAUGGCGCUUAAAGGACUUCUUUAAUUGUCGGUAAUGUCAGUGAAGACUUGUUAUCCGUGGGGAAGACGCAGAGAGGAGGAGCAGGAGCGUCUGCACGAGGAGGCAGGACCGUCAAAGAGGCGGGAAGACAAGGAAAAGGAAUGUAUGCAGCAGCUCUCACAGUGUCCAGCAUGCAACCAGGGGCGUGAUGUUGUCCUGAUCCUGCCCUGCUCACACACCAUGUGUGGUCCCUGCAUUACAGCUGCAGAGGGAGCAAGGUCAGGUCAGCAUCACAGUGUCAGUCAACCUGUCUGCUCCGUGCUGUGUCCCCGCUGUCAACACCCCGUGGAGCUGCCGUGCCGGUCCUGGUCAUCUGCAACUUCAAGUCUGCCAAAACAUCCAACCCUGAGUCCUGCAUGUGUGAGCAGGGAGACUGGAAGCAGGGAGGGGGAGUCUGGAGAUCCUCUGCAGUGUGUGCAGGUGGACGCACGCUGCCAUGAUGUCUGUGACGUGACAGAACAGAGCGGUGUGCACGAGCCAGGCUCCAGUUCCACUGAACCACCAGAGGAUGGCGCUGUAGACCUGCGAGAGGAGGAGAUGGAGCAGUCAGUCUAUGGACUUUGUUUUUCUCUGGACCCUUCGACUGCACCUCCCUCCCUCCAUCUUUCCAACUCCUCGCUCACUGUUGCCUACAAAGAGGACAGCCCUCCUGGUCCACCUCGAGACCCAAUGGUCAGGAGAUCCCUCUCCUUAGACCCCCCUGGGAUCCUUGUCCCCCUGGUCUGUGCGGAUGUGGUGAUCAGACGAGGACAGUAUUACUGGGAGGUGGACGUCUGUAACAGCUCCGUCUACAGGAUCGGUAAGAUCUGUGAUAAGUUUGUUUGUAUCCUCCAGACUGUUAGUCAGCAGGACUGUGCUGGUUUCACGAGACCACAUCACCAGACUCUCCGGGUCACAGUGCCACGGUGCGGUAACACCAUAGACCUCUUUGUGAAGUUACCAGAACAAUUUGCUCCGAUGGAAACACAAAGCGGCCCCUCUGUGAAAAUCAAGAUAAAUGUGUUUUUAAAAGCAUCUGUGAUCAAGGGGAGUCACACCGAAGAACUUUGUGUGAGCGCAGUGGACGCCUCUUGCGGCUGGUGGCUGGACAGACAUGGCCCUUCUUUUUAUGCCGUGUACGAUGGGAGCCUGGAGCCGCUCUGCACAGUCCCGCCCCAGAUCAAAACCCUCGGGGUCUUCCUCAACAUUGGUGGGGGAGUCCUGAGCUUCCACAACUCUCUGACUCAGGAGCAUCUAGCCACGCUUUCUACACGCUUCCACCGAGCUGGAGUGCGCCCUGCUCUGGGCCUACGUCAGGGUCGACUGAGGGUGCGCUGUGGCCUCCCCCCUCCUGCUCAUGUGUUCCUCAGUAAGGACUCCACCUACAGGGGGCCUCGUGGAGCUGGUGGAGGUAGGUGGCAAAGGGAGCUUCCCUUCCACUCAGUCAGGAAAGUGAUACAGAAGUUUGAGGAGCUGGCCGUGUCGGACUCAGACUCUGGUCUGGUAUCCAGUUUUGGAUCGUCCUGCUCCACCUUGGUUUCCCUUCCAGAUCUGGGGAUUCCUGGGAUGUUCCCCUCUGGGCCAGCAGGACAGGAAACUGCAGCUGAAUAA
Labrus bergylta (ballan wrasse) is the source of this 1853-nucleotide messenger RNA. The record is from RefSeq and is a predicted model, not a curated record. Lineage: Eukaryota; Metazoa; Chordata; Actinopteri; Labriformes; Labridae.